This is a messenger RNA of Paramecium tetraurelia, 1563 nucleotides long. RefSeq lists its product as uncharacterized. Lineage: Eukaryota; Ciliophora; Oligohymenophorea; Peniculida; Parameciidae. Gene Ontology annotation, biological process: mitotic DNA damage checkpoint signaling; protein phosphorylation. Gene Ontology annotation, cellular component: nucleus; cytoplasm. The record is from RefSeq and is a predicted model, not a curated record. The transcript has 2 exons. Gene Ontology annotation, molecular function: protein serine/threonine kinase activity; ATP binding.
AUGGACAAAAAAGGUAACUUUGAGAGGAUAAGAAAUAAAUUGAAAAGUGAUUUAUUUAAGAAUGAGAAUUAAUAAAAAUAGAAUGUCGAAGAAAUUAUCAAUCAAUGUCCAUAAAUAUUAGAAUAUGUUCAUUGCUCAAGUUAAAGUGAAUUUAAGGAUGAUGCUCCUAAAAUAAUCGAUUAUCUGUCCAAUAAGAAACAACUUGAAUAAAUGAAGCAAUCCUUCAAAAAUAUAUAUCAAAUUGGAAAAAUUCUGGGUGAAGGAGCUCAUGCAGUUGUCAGACAAUGUUGGCAAAUAACAAACCCAGAUGAAACAUAUGCUGUUAAGAUUUCAAGGAAUGCAGAUCCAGAAAUCACAGAAAUAAUGAAAUAGACAUUCCUUAAUACUGUGUCUUUAAAUCAUCCUUACAUUUGCAAAACUAAUAUGCUUUACAUUGAUCCAAACAUGGAAUGCUCUUAUUUAGUCAUGGACUAUUUACCUUAUCCAAGUCUGUAGCAUAUCUUGAAGUAGAGAAAGACUUUAGAUCUGAAUGAAACAUGCAUAAUCGUGAGAUAAUUGUUCGAGGCUGCGUCAUACAUUCACAAAGUUGGAUUGUGUCACAGAGACAUCAAACCUGAUAAUAUCGUCUUUGAUAAUGACACAAACACCAUCAAGUUAAUUGAUUUCGGGGUUUCAAAAAGAUUCCUUGUCGCUGAGAAAAAUUGCAAAGACAUCAAAAACAAUCUCCUGUGGACUGUGACAGGAACCAUGCCUUAUCAAGCUCCUGAAUUAUGGGUUGGUUCUGGAUAUUCUAAAUAGAUUGAUGUCUGGGCCAUUGGAGUUGUCUGCUAUCAGUUGUUGUGUGGUAAAUUACCUAUUGAUUAAGAGAAUCAGAUGGAAAGCUUUUCCACUUAAUCUGAGUACACUGGACAUUUGCAGCAACCAGAAUUUCUUCAAUUGCCCUCUUUGGUCAUUGACUUUAUCAAAAGGAUACUGAAAUGGAAUCCAGAUAAACGAAUCACUUCGGCUUAGGCUUUACUCCAUCCUUGGCUUUAUUAACCUAAGAUAUUUCCUAAGCAUAUAAAAAUGAGAUCAAAGGAUGACAUCGUUCUUGGGUCUAGUGAUAAACCUCUUUUGGGUAUUGUAAGGUCUAUGUAAGCAAAUAUGAAAAUAUUACAAUAAUCUGUUUCUAAUUCUAAUGAAUAAUUUAUUGAUAAAAGAGAUUUAACUAAAAACCAUGGAUAAAUCAUUAUAGCUUAUAAAGAAACCAGUUAGCAAAUCAGAGAGAAAUCGAUUCACUUUUAAUAAUCAAUCCACUCAAUUAAUCUUACCAAGUGCUCUGCUAAACCAAGUACCGAUGAUGUCAAAGACCUCUUUGAUGUCAUCAACUUUUGUGAUAGCAGUUCCUCCUUUGAGUCUUUAGAAGAAAAACAAUAAUUACAAGCCCAAUAAUAAAAAUAAGCGUAGCAACAGUAACAGCAGAAAAUUGGUUUCUCCUAACGACUAGGUGUAAUUAAGGAGGAACCAGAAACUCCAUAUAGCGAAUAACUUGUGAAAACAACUAAAGAAAUCGAUUAGAUUUGA